Messenger RNA from Cydia fagiglandana, 7575 nucleotides. Its product is annotated as WD repeat-containing protein 47. The record is from RefSeq and is a predicted model, not a curated record. The coding region runs from base 185 to 2833 and encodes 882 amino acids. The transcript has 10 exons. Gene Ontology annotation, molecular function: protein binding. NCBI's taxonomy places the organism in Eukaryota, Metazoa, Arthropoda, Insecta, Lepidoptera, Tortricidae.
ACUACAUACAUGCGACGUCUCUCGUAUGCUCUCUAGUGAAAAAAUGUAGUAAAAAGUAAUAAUAUUUAUAUACUUUUCUCAAAUAUUACACUAAAUGUAGGCAGAAUUGUGAGUGUGUGUGAAUUUGGCGCCACGCAGGAGAUUUAUAGGAACCAGAAGACUUUAAAUAAAGCACCAAGCUAAAAUGCCGUCUACACACCUGAACCUGCGCGAGGACGACGUGGUGCGGCUCGCGCUGGAGUUCCUCCACAACCGGGACCUGCACAUCACCCAGCUCUCCCUGGAGCGCGAGACCGGCGUCAUCAACGGCAACUUCGCCGACGACGUGCUCUUCCUGCGACAACUCAUCCUCGACGGACAGUGGGACGACGUACUCGAGUUCAUCCAACCCCUAAGCGCGCUAAAAGCUUUCGAAGCGGACAAAUUCAAUUACGCUAUCCUCAGACACAAAUACAUAGAACUCCUCUGCAUACGAUCAGAAAUAAAAGCCUACAACAAUGUGGAAAACAUUGUCGACGAGGUCGUCAAAGUGCUAAGCGAUUUAGAAAAACUAGCGCCCUCUAAAGAAGAAUACUCGAAUUUAUGUUUAUUAUUAACUUUACCUAGCAUUACUGAUCACGCACAAUUUAAGAAAUGGAAUCCGAGCAACGCUCGCGUCCAGUGCUUCCGCGAAGUGUAUCCUCUAGUAGAACAAUUUUUGCCGUGCGACAAGAAGUCUAGCGGCACCGUAUCUAAGUGCGCAAAGAACGAUCGACUAAUGCAACUUCUUAUUAAAGGUAUAUUAUACGAGUCCUGCGUUAAUUAUUGUCAGGCUAAGGCUACAGGGUCUAAGGAGGCGCAGUCGAACGAGGUCAACUUUUCCAGAUUACUGGACGGUUCGGGAUUCGACGAGUCUGAUUUGAGUUUGCUUUCAUGGCUGCAAUCGAUACCGGCGGAAACGUUCAGCGUGCCUUUCGAACAACGAAUGCUGAAUGUUGAUGUGGAGAAAUUGGAGCGUCCGUCGCUGCAUACGUCGUGGACGGAGCAUAUGUUAGUGACGCCGAUUAAGCCUCGAACGUUCCCGCAUUUGGCGAUGCCGUUUAGGAGGCCGCGCUCGGCCGCCGACGCCAUGACGCGCUCGCUGCGCCCGCUGCCCGACGGUGCGCCGCGCCACCCGGCCGUUAUGGCCCUGUCCGCUAUCGACUACGGCCCGUCUUCGUCGUGUUUCGCCGGCUUCCAUCUGACAGGAAUAAAAGGCAGCAAACUGAUGAACACUUCCGUCGAUCGGUUGUUCGACAAUAAUAAUGGUGGUAGCAUUUUCGAUAACUUGGAUGAUACGUUAAAACCGAUCGAGGAGAAAUUGAAGCCGAUCGGAGAGGGAAAAACAAAUGAAGGGAAUAGCGUGGGUGCUUCAAACGCGACGACGCCUGAGCACAGAGGUCAGGAUUACUCUGCCUCGACGUCUAUAUCUACCACCGCGGCGUCGACUGAGCGCUCGUCUUUGGCAGAGCGGACGCCGCAGCAGCCUGAGUCGGCGCUGUUACCCGCGAUGGAGGGAGACUUUAGACGAGAACUGCUCAAAGAAUACCAGAUUCAGAAGCAACGGGAAUGCGACGAUUAUCUCCGAAAUCUUUGCUCAGCAGACGCGAGACAAAAAGGUAUGGAGCAAGGCGACUCUCCAGGCCAGCCUCCCGUAGCGAAGUACCUGCCGGGCGGGCCCGCCAAGCCGGAGCAGCAAUACAUGAGGAAAAAUGACAACGAUGACUCAGAUGUAAGAGAACAGACAAACGCACAAAAUCGAAAUGGCAGCCACGGUCUACCCAUGUCGGCGGGUAACAUGGUCGGUGCCGAGGUGAACGGCUCCCGGCCUACAUUCAAGCCGGUGACAGUGCUCGAAGACCUGCAGGCAGUGCGGUGCGCCGAGUUCCAUCCCAACGGGAAACUGUACGCCGUCGGCUCCAACACCAAAACUCUCAGGAUAUGCACCUACCCGAAGAUAGAUGAUGUCAAGGACAACAGCGCACCGACUGCUCCGACAGUGCUGCUCAAGCGCACCAAACAUCACAAGGGCAGCAUCUACUGCCUGGCCUGGAGCCCGGCGGGGGACCUCCUCGCGACCGGCUCCAACGACAAGACCGUCAAGCUGAUGCGCUUCAACAGCCACACCUGCAACCUGGAAGGCCAGGAGGUGGAGUUAACGAUGCACGACGGCACAGUCCGAGACGUGUGCUUCAUAGAGGACACGACCAACAAGACCAGUCUCCUGGUUAGCGGCGGUGCCGGCGACUGCAAAAUCUACGUCACCGACUGCGCCACCGGCAAGACUUUCCAGGCACUAAGCGGUCACUCCGGCCACGUGUUGUCAUUGUACAACUGGGGCGGAGCGAUGUUCGUGUCUGGCAGCCAGGACAAGUCUGUCCGCUUCUGGGACCUGCGGACGGGGGGCUGCGUUAACGUCAUCUCGCCGCCCGUCGGCAGUGCCACCAAGGGUGCAGCCGUGGCGUCGCUGGCGGUGGACCCGUCCGGGCGGCUGCUCGUGUGCGGGCACGACGACGGCUCGUGCGCGCUGCACGACGUGCGCGGCUCGCGCGCGCUGCAGCGGUUCACGCCGCACUCGGGCGACGUGCGCAGCGUGCGCUUCUCGCCCGGCGCCUAUUAUCUGCUCACAGCUGGCUACGACACCAGGGUCGUGCUCACUGAUCUUCAGGGCGAUUUGACCUGCGCCUUGCCGAGCGUCCCAGUGGCGCGGCACCCCGACAAGGUGAUCUCCGCCAGGUGGCACCCGGACGACUUCUCGUUCCUUUCGACUUCUGCAGACAAGACCGCCGUGCUGUGGACUAUACCGCCGGUCUAACCUCCUCAGGUAUCCGGCUCGUACUAACACAAAGGCGCUUUCCUGACUUGACGUCGCGGACAACUAACGCAGGCGUAGACGCGGCAAACUAAAACAAGGAUGGGUCCCAAUCAAGAAAAUUUACUGCGUACUGUUUCGACCCGCACUGCCAAAUCAGGAGAGGGCCUUAAUUUGUCUUCUCUGAGCUAGAACUACUAGUCACUGUCAUGACAUCAAGUUUCAUAAUUUCUCAUUAAUAACAGAAGGUCCACGUGCGGUUCGAAGUUGCAGUGUAAGUUGUGCUUGCCUCACCGAUCCCAAAAUUUAAGGACACUAUUUACGGUUGUGAAUUAUUUUGGCAUAUUGCGCUUCUGCCGUAGUUUUCCACUGGAGAAAUUGUUGAUAUUUCAUGUCCUCGUAUUUCGGGAAUGGGUAAAGACAAAUUAGAAAUGUAAUCAUGAAGCAAAAAGGAAUAAGGGGAGACCAAUGAGAGCGUACAUGGAUCAAGUAAUAAAUGAUAAUGAAUAUAGAUAUGCAUGGUCCAUUGUAGCAUCAUCGUAUCAUAAAGUCAUCAUACUAACAUCACGUCGUCGUCAUAAGGUCGUCGACUGCAAAAGGUAUCUUUUAACAUGGAAACACACAAAUGAUGUUUACUAAGGCUACAGUCAAGUACGGCCAAUCAAAAGAAGGGUCAAGCUCUUUAUGUAUAUUGUAGACAAAAUACGAGUUGUUUGUGUUAUAAUAAUAUUAUAAUUUCAAUUUCACGUUUAACGUCCUAUAAUGUAAUAAAGGCAAUGCUAAAUUAUAUGUUCUGUAAAUAAAUUACGUUUAAAAUUUUAUACGAAGAUUUUACGAAGGGUGUCUCGGGAAUUCAAUUUGGCGAAGUGAUCGAUUUUUCGUAAAUGGCGGGUGCUCCGCCGCCUAUGGCCUACAUGUAUAAGAUUUUUCAUACCUUUUGAAGUCUAUUUCAUAAAAUUUAAUUUAUACUACAGUGCUAAACGCUGCUAAAGUCUAAGUAUUUCAAUAGAACUUGCUAACUAUGUAAACAAACUACGUAAUUUUGUUUUAUCACUGUUUCUCUUUGUAUUUUCACACCACCACAUCAAAUACCAUUGAAACCAUACACAUAUACACUAUUGAAACGGUCCGUUCCGUAAAAUACAUAAAUAUGUACGAGUAGCUGCAUCUUGGAUAUUUAAUUAAAAGUUUAAAAUGGUUUCAUAAGUUAGGUUAUUAGGACCUGAUGGAAUGGAGGUUCUGUUUCUUUUAAAUUCUACAAUUGUCUAUGAUGGGUAGUGUUGUGAGGUAGUGACUAAAGUUUGUAAUAUAAACCCGCUACACACUACCCAACCCACGUUCUGUAGCUACCGCCGCGGUUAUAAAAUACAUCAAUCAAUCAAUCAUUCUUAAGUACUGAUUUGUCUUCUGAUCGUGAUUAAACAAAUUAAAAAUAAGUAACUACUUGUUUUUUACUUUUGGUAUUUUAUUAUUCGAUAUGGUUUGACAUUAGUAAAGUAGUAAGUAGGAGUCUUGCCCAUCACUAGUAAAUUGAUCAUUCAGAGACAAUUUCAAUAUGGCGGUUUGUUUACACAUAUAUUGAAAUAGACUUUAGAUAAACGUGGAGUGUCAGUUUUAUGAAUUGGUACUGGAUGUAAAGUGAGCUCUACCCGCGAUCAAUUCUCAGAGUUUUCACUGUCAGAUAAUUGUGAGCCUUAAUAAGAAAAAUAACACGUUACGUCUUUGUUAAUUGUGAAAACAUGAAAACUUUAUUAUUAAAAACUGAUCCAGAUGGCCAGUAUAAAUACUCCCGAUAAUAUAGUGCAUCAAGUUAUUUGAAACUUUACUUACGGUUUUUGAUACUUUGCUUACAGGAUGUGUUGUUCACUACCGUUUGCCGAUACUACAUCGCAAUAUUUAAAAGAUACAUUUCACAUGUCAGCACUACUUUGAAAAAAACUCGUAUCUUUUUCUGUCAACCAAAAGAAAAAUGUAGUAUCUAUGUAUGUGGUACAUAUAGAGUUACUGCCUUUCAACUUUGAGUGGCAGUGUGAGAUAUGAGAUUUUUUCAAAGUAGUGCCGAUAUGUAGUUAAAAUGGAUCUAAAAUAAAUGUAACGAUUUCUUUGCAAUUAUAUUUAAGUAGUUUGUAUAUAGUAUUUAUAACUAUUCCAUUAUUUUAUUGUCCAGUGAUUGAGCUUCUCUGCCUAGGAUUGGAGAUUUAUUUAUAUUUUGAAGGAAUAGCAAAGGAAUUUGUUAGCAGAAACACAUCUGUAAAAUUAGGUACCCUAUGUUAGUUUAUUUUGUACUAUACAAUGGAUUACUUGUACGAAAUUUGUAAUCGUUUAUACUGACAAUUCCAAUAGUUAAAAUUAUACUUAUCGACCGAUAAAAAGUGACAAGCCCGAGAUUACGCCCAAAGUUAAACUUGACAUGUUAGCACGUUGAAAUAAUAUUCAAUGUGAAAAGGUGAAAGUGUGUGUUAUAUUUACUUUUACCACAAAACAUAUUAAGUAAUGUAAAUCACGUAUUCUGUUUAUUAUUUGUGGUGCUGUUAUAAGUUUGAGAUAAUGUGUCAAUGCGGGCCUAAGUAGUGUGCAAAUAAAUAAUAUAUAAUUUUAUUUCCAUUAAACAUAGUUUAACAGUAAAACAUGUACGUACAUCUUUUCCAGCUCUCAUGGUAACAUUUUGUAUUGUUAAAUAAGAAAGUUAAAGCGAUGUACGUAUUUUACUUGAUUUAAUACUUGUAUUUUUAGCUCAAUAUUAAUACGCGUUACAGUAUGUAUGUAUUUGAGUGUGUAUUAUAAUUAAAAUUUUAAUGUAAAUUACACUUGAAGGCUUCUUGUAACACAAAUACGGAAGGCCAAAAAAUGGUUAGAGAUUUUUUAAAGAGAAUUACUAAAACAUGAGAAUACCAUUGAGAGGUAUAAUGAAUUGUAUACUCGUAUUUAAUAGACGCAAUGCAUUGUAACCAGAUUGUAACUCAUACGAUAUUAAUUUGGUCUAACCAUUUCUAAACAGAAAGACGGCUCACUUGUAUGGCUCACAUGGUAAUCAAAUUUACUUCUGUCUCUGUUUUAAAUAUUUUAUAAUGUGAUGUGUUGUGAUGUGCUGUAAAAUGCUUCUAGCUUUAUUUCUUUUUUAUAGAUGUUAAAGACAAAAAGCUUUAAACGCAAAAAAAAACUUUAUUUUUUAUAUACGUAAGUAUUUAUGGAGCUUGCUUAGUGAUUAUCUUGUCACAAAUAUCGACUUAAUUCGCUUUUUAUUUUAUGUAUUAUUAAAAUAUGUUUGACUAUACGAUUUUGUACAUUGAAUCUCAUUUUUGAAACGACUAGUAAUAAAAAAAUACAUUAUAUUUUCUUAGUGAGAAAUUUAAGCUCGCCCUUUAGACUAAUACCAAACAGAAUUGUCAACCAGUGGAAAAGUUAGGUCAGAUUUCAUCAAGAACAUUUCCAGUCUCAUUUUAUUAGCUUCCAGGCUAAUAAAAAUUCAAUCCGUCAUGUAUUAUAUUACAAAUUUUCCUGUUCAUAAAUUUUUUACCUUACUUUCAUUGUUUGAAGGUUUAUUUUUCGGUUCCCUCGUCAAUGUCAAGUAUUUUACGUUAUUACGAGUCGUGUUGAGUAUGUGUUGUACGGCGUGGUCGGGUCGUUUUUGCUGAUUGUGCUACGAGUUCACAGCGACAGAUUUGAGGAUUACAUAUAUUUGAAAAGCUGCUGUCUAUAGUUUAGUAAGCGAAUUGAAUUUCGUUAACCAUCACAGUAAACAAUGUUAUAAAAAAGCUUUUGGGGUAGGUCAACGUAUCGUAGAUGUUGUUCAUUGGUUAUUUUUGACGGUUGAUAUGCUUGAAUUUCACCAUUAUGUCACUUUAUUUACAGUCAAUAUUGCUCGCGAACAUUUAGAACUGCAAAUUAAAUUGUAAGGACUUUAAAAAAAAAUGCGUCAUUUCUUUUCAUUACAGCUACAAUAAUUGAACUGUAGACAUCGCUUUCAACGUAAAUGAUGCGAAAAAUGUAUUUAUCUAUUGAAAUUCAAUUGCAAUAGCUACUUAUCUCUUAGGCUUGAUGAAGACGCGGGUUGUCAUGCAAUAUGAAUGAAUCUUUGCUAAGUAAUAAAGUUAGAGUCAAAUCUUAGGUUAAGAGAUGCGGCCUCUCCAAAGUACCAACACACAGACGAAUCAGCACUUCGUACUGGUGGCAAGAGAGGCGCUAGGCCUUCCACCAUUUGCUUAGAAUCGUAAGGACACGUAUGGUGUUAGUAGGUAAUUAUUUUUUAGUAAACAAAUAAUUGUAUUAAUGACAAUCUUAAAGAUUAUAACAUUACUUACUUAACUAAAUUAUUAAUAUAAUGUGUACUGCAAUCCAAUUGUAAACGACUUUGCACAAAUUUAAUAACUGAUAAUUAUUAUAUUUAAUUUUUCAUGUUGUGCUAGUUAAUUACUUACGUCGAGCAAGUACUUAUAUUAAGUAGUGUUUGACAAAAGGAAGAUGAUUAAAAACUUGUUUUAAUGAUUAUUAUAUUUGUGCUAAGUCACCCAUUAUUGCACAUAAUGUUAUUAUGUUUAUAGUAUAUUUAUAUAUUUUAUGAAUUAUAAAUGUAAUAAUGAACAUUAAUUUUUACUUGAAAGAUAAUCGAUGCUUUAGUAUUUUAAUAACUUACCCAAAUGUACGAGACUUAAGUUAACAGAAUUGACGAAAAUGUUCUCAAACUGGAUUUCGUUAACAAAAUGUAUCCGUUAAUUAAUUAAGAAUAUAAUCACAUUAUUUACUUA